Messenger RNA from Cinclus cinclus, 1173 nucleotides. RefSeq names its product POU class 4 homeobox 1 (gene POU4F1). Lineage: Eukaryota; Metazoa; Chordata; Aves; Passeriformes; Cinclidae. The record is from RefSeq and is a predicted model, not a curated record. Gene Ontology annotation, biological process: regulation of transcription by RNA polymerase II. Gene Ontology annotation, molecular function: RNA polymerase II cis-regulatory region sequence-specific DNA binding; DNA-binding transcription factor activity, RNA polymerase II-specific. Bases 1 to 1173 code for a protein of 390 amino acids. The transcript is spliced from 2 exons.
AUGAUGUCCAUGAACAGCAAACAGCCUCAUUUUGCCAUGCAUCCCACCCUACCUGAGCACAAAUACCCCUCUCUACACUCCAGCUCGGAAGCAAUAAGAAGAGCAUGUCUACCAACUCCACCGUUGCAGAGCAAUAUCUUCGCCAGCCUCGAUGAGACCCUGCUGGCGCGGGCCGAGGCUCUGGCCGCCGUCGACAUCGCCGUCUCGCAGGGCAAGAGCCACCCGUUCAAGCCCGACGCCACGUACCACACCAUGAACAGCGUGCCCUGCACCUCCACCUCCACCGUGCCCCUAGCGCACCACCACCACCACCACCACCACCAUCACCAGGCGCUGGAGCCCGGCGACCUCCUCGACCACAUCACCUCCCCCUCCCUUGCGCUCAUGCCCGGCGGAGGCGCCGGCGGAGGCGCCGGCGGCGGCGGCCACGACGGGGCGGGCGGCGGCGGCGGCGGGGCCGGCGGCGGCGGGGGCGGCGGCGGCAGCGGCGGGGGCGGCGGCGGCCUCAUCUCCACUUCGGCCCACCCGCACUCGCACAUGCACGGCCUGGGCCACCUCUCGCACCCGGCCGCCAUGAACAUGCCGUCGGGGCUGCCGCACCCGGGGCUGGUGGCCGCGCACCACGGCGCCGCGGGGCAGGUGGCCUCGGCGGCGGCCGUGGUGGGGGCGGCCGGCCUGGCCUCCAUCUGCGACUCGGACACGGACCCGCGAGAGCUGGAGGCCUUCGCCGAGCGCUUCAAGCAGCGCCGCAUCAAGCUGGGGGUGACCCAGGCCGACGUGGGCUCGGCGCUGGCCAACCUGAAGAUCCCGGGCGUGGGCUCCCUCAGCCAGAGCACCAUCUGCCGAUUCGAGUCCCUCACCCUCUCCCACAACAACAUGAUCGCCCUCAAGCCCAUCCUGCAGGCCUGGCUGGAGGAGGCCGAGGGCGCCCAGCGGGAAAAAAUGAACAAGCCCGAGCUCUUCAAUGGGGGCGAGAAGAAGCGCAAGCGGACUUCCAUCGCCGCCCCGGAGAAGCGCUCGCUGGAGGCGUACUUCGCCGUCCAGCCCCGGCCCUCCUCCGAGAAGAUCGCCGCCAUCGCCGAGAAAUUGGACCUCAAAAAGAACGUGGUGCGGGUUUGGUUUUGCAACCAGAGACAGAAGCAGAAACGGAUGAAAUUUUCCGCCACCUAUUAG